AUGGUGUAUCAAGCUAAACCUUUCGACCCUUUAACGGUAAAAGCCACGAGGAAAGACCGAGUGGCCUAUUUUUACGAUGCCGAUGUGGGAUCCUUCAGCUACGGGUCGUCUCAUCCCAUGAAACCGCACAGAAUCAGAAUGACGCACUCCCUGAUUAUGAACUACGGACUUUACAAAAAGAUGGAGAUCUACAGAGCCAAGCCGGCAACAAAGCAGGAAAUGUGUCAGUUCCAUUCUGACGAGUACAUCGACUUUCUCUCCAGAGUAACACCCGAUAAUCUGGAAAUGUUCCAAAAGGAAAGUGUUAAAUUCAACGUGGGUGACGACUGUCCCGUGUUCGACGGGCUUUACGAGUACUGUAGUAUAUCAGGAGGAGGCUCUAUGGAGGGCGCUGCGAGACUGAAUCGUGGGAAAUGUGACGUUGCGAUCAACUACGCCGGCGGGUUGCAUCAUGCGAAGAAAUCAGAAGCUUCUGGGUUCUGUUAUCUUAACGACAUCGUUUUGGGAAUCAUCGAGCUUCUGAGGUACCACCCAAGGGUUCUCUACAUCGAUAUCGACGUCCACCACGGUGAUGGAGUCGAGGAAGCCUUUUACACAACUGACAGGGUCAUGACCUGUUCCUUUCACAAAUAUGGAGAGUUUUUCCCCGGUACAGGAGAGCUACGAGACACUGGUGUUUCCAAGGGUAGAUAUUACUCGGUCAACGUGCCGCUGCGAGAUGGUAUAGACGAUGCCACAUACAAGUCUGUUUUCGAGCCCGUCAUUGGGAAAAUCAUGGAAUGGUACCAGCCCUCUGCAGUGGUCUUGCAGUGUGGCGGUGACUCGUUGUCGGGCGACCGCUUAGGGUGCUUCAAUCUCUCGAUGCGUGGACAUGCCAAUUGCGUCAACUACAUGAAAUCUUUUGGGGUACCCAUGCUUGUCGUCGGUGGGGGUGGCUACACAAUGCGUAAUGUGUCCAGAACGUGGGCUUUCGAGACUGGUCUACUCAACAACGUGAUUCUGGACGAGAAUUUGCCUUACAACGAUUAUUACGAGUACUACGGGCCGGACUACCAGCUUGACGUUAGACCCUCCAACAUGUUCAACGUCAACACUCCUGAAUAUCUCGACAAAGUGCUUUCUGGUAUUUUUGCCAACCUAGAGAAUACCAAGUUUGCCCCAAGCGUCCAGGUCAACGACGUUCCGCGCGAUCGAGAAGAUCUGGGUGAUGUCGAAGAAGACACCGCUGCCGCCAAAGACACUAGGGGAGGCUCCCAGUAUGCCAGAGAUGUGGUUAUCGAGAGAGAUGACGAGUUCUGA
Lachancea meyersii CBS 8951 is the source of this 1299-nucleotide messenger RNA. NCBI's taxonomy places the organism in Eukaryota, Fungi, Ascomycota, Saccharomycetes, Saccharomycetales, Saccharomycetaceae. The record is from the annotation of a GenBank genome assembly.